Molecule: messenger RNA, 1533 nt
Organism: Beta vulgaris subsp. vulgaris (sugar beet)
Lineage: Eukaryota; Viridiplantae; Streptophyta; Magnoliopsida; Caryophyllales; Amaranthaceae
Exons: 12
Coding region: 1-1257 (418 amino acids)
Biological process (GO): protein phosphorylation
Cellular component (GO): chloroplast
Molecular function (GO): ATP binding; protein kinase activity
Source: RefSeq, a predicted model, not a curated record
AUGUUGAUAGCAGUUAAAUUAGGAUUAGGGUUAGGGUUAGGGUUGGGAAAUUUGAAAUCGGGAAGAAGAAAUGGAAUAAUCCCAAUUUCAUCAAUUAAAUUAGGGCGAAGUAAUUGCAAAUGGAAAGCGAGCUUGAAUUUGAUUACUAAUCCUGAUGCUUUUGAAGUUGGUCCUUUUCUUGGUAGCUAUGGAUUUUUUAAUGUUACCAGCUAUUCUGGGUUUGAAAGUGGUGUGGAUUAUGGGUAUUUAUCAGAAGAUAUGGGGAAAUUGAGAACUCAAGAUGUUGGCGAAGGCGGCGUUAAUAUCAGGUUAUAUGAAGGGAGAAUUACUCAAGGUUCUUAUAAAGGCACUUCUGUUCUUUUUAAGGUAUAUCCUGGACAGAGAGCCGGUGGUGUCGAGGCUGAUAUGAUGGCAGCCAAUGAGCUAAGCACUCAUCUUUAUCUUCAGAGCAGAUCAAAAGAAACAUAUCAAAAUCUCCAGAUACUGAUAGGUGGUUUUGAGACAAAAACUGGUGAGCAGUGGCUUGCUUUCCGCUAUGAUGGAAAAUACAGUGCAGCAGACUAUGCAAAGAUUGCCAGUGAAAGACUAACUAAAAGAAAAACUCUAGACUCAGAGUCAGCCUGGAAUCCAUUUGAACAAGCGGUAACAUUUAAACGCAAAAGAAAUUUUGUUGUCAAGAUGCUCCAGGGAAUUUUUAGUGGCCUAGUCUACAUGCAUGACCAUGACAGAUUACAUCAAAGUCUUGGACCGGCUUCUGUUGUUCUCAAUACAAUAUCAGAGAGAGAAGCUGCCUAUUUGGUUGCAAGUCUCCGAGAUCUUGCUUUUGCAGUUGAUAUAAGUUACUCAUCAUUAGAGAAAGGCCCUGAAACUGGAACUUUGUCAGAAGGACUUUGGAGACGAGCUACUGCAGCUGGUGCAUUCAAUCCCAUUGAGAAAAGAAACUUUGGGAUUGCAGAUGACAUAUAUGAAGCAGGUCUUCUUUUUGCAUUCUUGGCUUUCACUCCAUUUUGUGAAACAGGCGUCAUGGAUAGUAUUACUUUACGAAGGCUUUUGGAGAACACAUUUCAGCUAGAUCUUCAGGCAGUCAGAGAAUACUGUUUGGCUGAUGAUCGCUUGUUGGAGGCUGUCAAAUUCUUAGAUAUUGGUGAUGGUGCUGGCUGGGAGCUUCUCCAGGCGAUGCUGAAUCCAGAUUACAGAAAGCGGCCAGUUGCUGCAGCUGUGCAGAGCCAUCGUUUUGUGAGCGGAGCUCUUUUGUAGGCAUGUCAAGUCUGGCAAAUUAUACCUCCCGUCGCUCACUCGUCAUGGAGUUGAGACUUCAGAGUUCUGCAACUAUCCUGAUGGUUCAGCUAACUUGAUAAAAAGACGAGUUUGACUUGGCUCGAAUUAUUUGUUGAAUCAUUGAAUUUAUAGAGUUGUAAGAUGCAUAUAUGUAAUUACUUAUAAAACUUACUAGUUUGUAAUGCCUACCAUCAUUAAGUUUUCUUUUUGUAACAUAAGGAGAUAAUCAAGUUCCAUUUUAGGUCAUGAUACAAA